AUGGGCUACGGGGAUAGAAACAGUAAAAGUAGGCGUCCUGCCUUUUUAAGGUUGCUGGUUUUCUGCUUCCAUGACCCUGCGAGCUUUGAUGAUGAGGCCAGGUCUGCAAAAAACACAGAACCACCCUUCAGGCCAGAGGAGGCAAUGGUGGGAGCAGCUAGGCAUUUCUCAGCUGCUCAUAAAGUUCGAUUUGUAUAUCAAUUGUCUGAGAUUGACCUUUCAAGAACUAAUGGUGAGCCUGAGCGUAGGUCUUCAGGCAUAUCCUUCAGGCCAGAGGAGGCAAUGGUAGCAGCAGCUAGGCAUUUUUCAGCUGCUCAUAAGAAAAAGUGUCAAAAUUAUCGAGAAAGUGUAGUAAUGGUGAAAUCAGCAAAGUCUCAGCUCGACGAUGAAGACGAGGCUGAAGACUACGACUCGUCGUCCUAUAGAGGGGACGUAGUGAAAGCAGAGAGUAAAAGCAGUGAGCUGAAGACGAAUGCGAACCGGUCCAAGCAUUCCGAGACGGAGCAGCGUAGAAGGAGCAAGAUUAACGAGAGGCAAAUUUUCUUAUUUUUGUUUCAGGCUUUGAGAGAUCUUAUUCCUCAAAAUGAUCAGAAAAGAGAUAAAGCUUCGUUCUUGUUAGAGGUUAUAGAGUACAUCCAGUUUUUACAGGAAAAGUUACAAAUGUACGAGGGAUCUUAUGAAGGCCUAAGAGUGUUUUGGACCUUGGAUAAUUUGGGGUUUGGUGCACUGUGUAUAACUUGCACACUGGCAUUUGAGCACGUGAAUUGUAAUCAUGACCUCUUUAUAUUUGAUGUUGGGUAUAUUGUUCCCUAUAUUGUUCUCCCUUCAAAAUGGUUUUUGUUUUCUUUGAAACAGAAGAAUUAUCGUGCUUCUGCCGAAAGCAUACUGGAUCACACACAAGCUGUGAAGAAUGGUUCUGCGCAUGAGAAUACUGUAAUGCUUGCAAAUGUACAUAACUCAGUAGAAUCUGACAUGGGCGUUGCUGCAAUGUAUAAAGCAUUGGAUGAUCCCCCUGGAUCCACCAACCCAGCAAUUCCUUUUGAUGUGCAAACACCAUUGAAUGUAUUGGCUGCUGUUGGGAGGGGUGGUGUGCCUACACAGUCUUUACAGGAAUCUGUUUCUGAUGCUGAGAACAUGGCUCACCAGCUUCAAUCCCAACUAUUGCAUGGUCGACCAUGCCCCCCUGAGUGUACUACUCCAAACAAUACACUGAAUGGACAGGAGAACAUGGAGAGUGAUAGUCGAUCAGUUAAUCUCUCAAAUGCCUAUUCUCAACGGUGA
Molecule: messenger RNA, 1281 nt
Organism: Dovyalis caffra
Lineage: Eukaryota; Viridiplantae; Streptophyta; Magnoliopsida; Malpighiales; Salicaceae
Source: the annotation of a GenBank genome assembly